UCACGCUGGACAGACAGUGGUUCUCUUUUUCCUCGCGCAAAAGCCACAUAUUCGAGAGAGAAAGCGAAUCGGCACCUGUCUGAAUUAUUUAUUUGAUUUGUCUCGUUUUGGUUGUUUUGUAUUGCCUGUAGUUAUUACGGAUUUGUUGUGUGAUCAUUGACAUAUAUUUCAUACUGGGUCGCUUACUGUGCAAUAGGCUAUAUGUGAACUAAUUCACUUAGCCUACACUUUUUAUUUUUAUUUUUUACCUGCGGCGCUUUUCAACGUUGGUUCGCCGUUUAUCGUGGCAAAUGAGGAAUCUCAAAUAGUAUUUUAUUUAUUUAUUAUAUUUUGACAUUGGUGAAUAGCGCUCUCUGAGCGUUUCCUAUCCCGGACUGGACCAAUGCGUUGCCCGUGGCCAGCGGAUCCACGAUAGCCUCGUUUCUCACACCGCAGAGUUCACGCUCAACGGCCGGACGGAUGUGUGCCAGCAGACCCCGCGAACACACACCUCUGAUGGAUCAUUUAUCUACCGUUUUUGAGCUUUUAUUUCGGGCCCCUUGCACUUUCUUUAUACCUUAUGUUGUGCAUAAAGCCUUGAGUUCGGCCUCGGAUCUAUAGAGCAGAAAGCAGUUGAGAUAAUGCCGCUUGCUCAACUUGACCGUUGGUCUGAACCGAAUCGACCUGUUUUACCUGGGCGCAUGCGGAGAAUCCUCUCGUUCUGAAUCACAAAAGGAGCCUUCUAUGUGGUUGGGAAUACAAAAGUUGAACACUGAAAACUUUAGUCUACUCAAGACGGCUAUAAGUGAAGAUGGUUUUGUGUUCAACGUGUAUUUCAUUAAAUUGGCAUCCAGCGUAAUAAACAUAAUCAGUGAUGUAGUGAGUCUGUUCAUAUGCGUGCUCAUCAUUUGCAGUAAAUACUCACAACAGCUCAAACAGAGGACUAUGAAGAUGCUACUCUUCCGUAAAUUCCGGGUUUUGAUUCUCAUGGUGUUUCUAAUCGCCUGCUCAAUGCACAUCUUGAUAGACUUGUUACCAAAGCUGGAGAGGCGCGGCAACACCGGCUGCUCCUGCUCGCACACGCCGAGCGAGGGCCCUCAGAACUGGGCUAAACACCGAGCCAGGUCGGGAGUGGAGUCGGGCUGGCCUAACAAACACACUCUGAGAAUCCUCCAGGACUUCAGCAAUGAGCCAAACUCUAACAUCUCUUCCCAUUCUCCGGAGAAGAUCCCCAAAGCGGGGGAUAAAACGGAAGCCUUUAUACGGCCUGAACAUUAUGCGCAAAAUGGUGACAAAAAUAGACGGUUUAUACCGGACACUGUGCUCAACAAAAAUGUACCUGUCAAAGGUUCAAGGUUGCGGGCGCUGUUUGACCACCCAUUAUUUAAGAGAGUCUUACCAUCUCUGACCGACGAGGACACAUUGUUCAAUGUCAACACAGACAUCAGAUUUGACACCAAAGGCGCCACAGAGAAUCAGGAAUGGCAUGCUGAGCGGAACGUGGAGGAGUACUCUCCGACAGGAGGGGAGCUGACAGUUGACUCCUACCCCAACUGGCUCCGCUUCCACAUAGGGAUUAAUCGAUAUGAGCUCUACUCCAGACACAACCCAGUCAUCGAUGCCCUCCUCAGGGACUUGGUCUCACAGAGAAUCACCAGUGUUGCCAUGAAGUCUGGAGGCACACAACUAAAACUCAUCAUGACGUUCCAGAACUACGGACAGGCUCUGUUCAAACCUAUGAAGCAGACUCGGGAGCAGGAGACGCCCCCUGACUUCUUCUACUUUUCGGACUUUGAGAGACAUAAUGCUGAGAUUGCUGCCUUUCAUCUGGACAGGAUCCUGGAUUUCCGCCGUGUCCCUCCUGUAGCCGGUAGACUAUUGAAUAUGACUAAAGAGAUCAAGGACGUGACCAGAGACAAGAAGCUGUGGAGAACCUUCUUCAUCUCACCAGCCAACAACAUCUGUUUCUACGGGGAGUGUUCGUACUACUGCUCUACAGAGCAUGCUCUGUGCGGUAAGCCAGACCAGAUCGAGGGUUCUCUGGCUGCCUUCCUCCCAGACCUGGCCCUGGCAAAACGCAAGACCUGGAGAAACCCCUGGAGACGAUCCUACAACAAACGCAAGAAAGCAGAGUGGGAGGUAGAUCCUGACUACUGUGAAGAGGUUAAACAGACCCCUCCCUACGACAGCGGCACCCGUCUAUUGGACAUCAUGGACAUGACCAUCUUUGACUUCCUCAUGGGCAACAUGGAUCGUCAUCACUAUGAGACAUUUGAGAAGUUUGGCAACGAGAGCUUCAUCAUCCAUCUCGACAAUGGGAGAGGGUUUGGAAAGCAUUCUCAUGACGAGGUGUCUAUUCUGGUGCCUUUAAGCCAAUGUUGCAGAGUGAAGAAGUCGACACACCUGCGUCUGCAGCUGCUGGCGAAGGAGGAGUACCAGCUGAGUGGUUUGAUGUCUGAGUCUCUGCUGAGUGACAAACUGACACCCAUUCUCAUCCAGCCACACCUGAAGGCUAUGGACAGACGACUACACCACACACUCAACAUCCUGGCAGACUGCAUCGAGAAGGAGGGCUAUAGUAAUGUUGUGGAGGAUGACCUGGCAGGGGAGACGGAGUGGGGGCACACAUCACCCAGGGGGAGGUAGCUGCGAGGCCUGAACCGUUCUAGAAUAGACUAGACUGGAUUGGACUGGAUCGCACUGGCCGGAACUAGGGUGGAUCGGACUUAACUGGACUGGAUUGUACAAAUGUGGACGCUAUCACCAUAGGCCCCUUAUUGCCCACCACAGCGCUACAGACCAUGAAAGUCUUGAGAGAUGUUUGUCUUGUUCAGAAGAGAUUUUUGAAUUCAGUGAAUUCCAAGACUGAUAUUAUUCCUUCUGUUGUCACCUGAAUCAUGUGUGUUUAUACGCAUUGUUGGGACCUGUCAAAGGCCUGUAAACAACAUGCCUAUUGGAGGAGAUCGACUCUGUCUUAAUUAAGAAACAUGUUUUAUUGCUAAUUGUUUAAUUACUUCUGUUGUUUUACGUUGUUGUCGAUGUGUUUUUUUAUAAAUAUAUUUGAUUGGA
Oncorhynchus gorbuscha (pink salmon) is the source of this 3048-nucleotide messenger RNA. Its product is annotated as extracellular serine/threonine protein kinase FAM20C-like. The record is from RefSeq and is a predicted model, not a curated record. Gene Ontology annotation, cellular component: Golgi apparatus. Gene Ontology annotation, molecular function: protein serine/threonine kinase activity. The coding region runs from base 724 to 2625 and encodes 633 amino acids. The transcript has 9 exons. Gene Ontology annotation, biological process: protein phosphorylation. Lineage: Eukaryota; Metazoa; Chordata; Actinopteri; Salmoniformes; Salmonidae.